This is a messenger RNA of Dufourea novaeangliae, 1158 nucleotides long. RefSeq names its product GMP reductase 1-like. NCBI's taxonomy places the organism in Eukaryota, Metazoa, Arthropoda, Insecta, Hymenoptera, Halictidae. The record is from RefSeq and is a predicted model, not a curated record. Bases 1 to 1053 code for a protein of 350 amino acids. Gene Ontology annotation, cellular component: GMP reductase complex. Gene Ontology annotation, biological process: nucleotide metabolic process. Gene Ontology annotation, molecular function: GMP reductase activity. The transcript is spliced from 6 exons.
AUGCCUAAUAUUAUAAAUGAUGUCAAACUAGAUUUUAAAGAUGUUUUAUUACGUCCAAAGAGAAGUACAUUAAAAAGUAGAUCUGAUGUUGAUUUGUAUAGAGAAAUUACAUUUCGUAAUUCGAAACAAACUUAUAGAGGAAUACCUGUAAUGGCUUCGAACAUGGAUACUGUAGGAACAUUUGAAAUGUCAAGAGCCUUAUCAAAGCAUGGACUGUUUACUACUGUUCAUAAAUAUUAUACACCAGAAGAAUGGAAAAAUUUUGCUAAUGAAAAUCCUGAAUGCCUUAAAAAUGUAGCUGCCAGCUCUGGUACUGGAAACGAGGAUUACGAGCGAUUGACAAGCAUUUUAGCAGCCGUACCUGAACUGUCUUUCAUUUGUUUAGAUGUUGCUAAUGGGUAUUCGCAAAACUUUGUUGAAUAUGUUAGAAAAGUGAGAUUUGAGUACCCUAAUCAUACAAUAAUUGCAGGGAAUGUAGUAACUGGAGAAAUGGUAGAAGAGCUGAUACUCUCUGGAGCUGAUGUAAUAAAAGUUGGAAUUGGUCCUGGAUCUGUAUGCACAACACGAAUGAAAACUGGCGUGGGAUAUCCACAAUUAAGUGCUGUAAUCGAAUGCGCAGAUGCGGCUCAUGGUUUAAAGGGGCAUAUAAUUUCAGAUGGAGGUUGCACUUGUCCUGGGGAUUUGGCAAAGGCUUUUGGAGCAGGAGCAGAUUUUGUAAUGGCAGGUGGUAUGUUUGCUGGACACGAUGAAUGUGGAGGAGAAAUUAUAGAAAAAAAUGGGAAAAAAUUUAAAUUAUUCUAUGGUAUGGCCUCAAACACCGCAAUGAAAAAGCAUGCUGGAGGUGUUGCCGAAUACAGGUCUUCAGAAGGAAAAACUGUGCAAGUUCCUUAUAAAGGUGUAGUAGAAAAUACUAUUCUAGAUAUGCUAGGUGGUUUACGUUCUGCAUGCACAUAUACAGGUGCAGAACGAUUACGGGAAUUACCUCGCCGUGCUACAUUUAUACGCUGUACGCAACAGCUAAAUCCUAUGUAUGGUCCACCACCAGAAGUCUGAAAUCUCCCUAACAAUUUAAUUUAUUGUAGUACAGAUUUAGGGAAAAUGGUUUACUUACUGGGUGAAUUAAUAUGUAUGUAUUAUUUGCUGGCAAAUAAUAUUUAU